This is a messenger RNA of Durusdinium trenchii, 840 nucleotides long. NCBI's taxonomy places the organism in Eukaryota, Dinophyceae, Suessiales, Symbiodiniaceae. The record is from the annotation of a GenBank genome assembly.
AUGGCUUGCACUCACUGUGCUGCUCAGCCGUUUCUCACUGCGCUGCUCUCCGACCUUCGCCACCCCACCGGGCGGUGCAACGGAGGGCGCAUCGGAUUACGAGGCAGCGUUCCAAAAGCGGCUGCAGCAGGUGAAGGAGACCCCCAGGAAGGCGAAAGCUCCUGCCAAGAAAGUCAAGAAGGAGGCCGCGACGCCCUCCUGGUGGGCCUUUUGGGAGAACCGUGCCGGAGCCGAAGGCGGAGAACGUCGGCCGUCGGCUUCCGACCGCGACAAGGCCAGGGCAAGAAUUUCCUGAGCCCGUCGGAGUGGAAUUAUUUCUUGAUCUUGUCGGGAGUUCUGGUGCUCCUCACCAGCGUGAUCUUCGCGUGGAAGAUGUCGCCCUGGGGCCGGGUUCGCUGGGGGCCACAGAUGAGCGCAGCCCAGCUACGGAGGGUUUGCCUUUUCGAUUUGGGCUUCUCCGAGCAAGAGAACUUGGCCGCAUGCCCGGGCGCACAGGUGGUGGUGACGAUCGAUGCGGAGAUGCCCAAUGAAAGCUCUGAGAAGUCGCAGGCACAGGUGACGACUGGCCAGCGGAUCGCUCCCAUCGCGGCGGCCUUGAUGAAGUGUGCGCGCACGCAGGAGCAGGGUCUGGAGAUUUUGCAAGCCGUCCAACAAGGAGGCGUUGCACCGCUCGAGAUCAGUUGUUCGGCUGAGGAAUUGGAACUGGCCUACCAGCGAUGCGUUCCCAUAUGGGAGAGAAACCAGGAGAAGGACAUUGAGGAGUUAGUGCCAAUCAGAUCCGACGCUGGGUUUUGGUCCAAGCGCUGCGACUCACGAGUCGCGACUCCCUGCAGGGUUUGA